This is a messenger RNA of Branchiostoma floridae (Florida lancelet), 1135 nucleotides long. RefSeq lists its product as uncharacterized. The record is from RefSeq and is a predicted model, not a curated record. NCBI's taxonomy places the organism in Eukaryota, Metazoa, Chordata, Leptocardii, Amphioxiformes, Branchiostomatidae.
AUACAACCUAACAGCAUAAAAGCACGCAGCAACCUCGCAAAGGAUUAGCAUAGGUCUAUCUUCAAACUUCGUGCUUGACUGAUACACACCAGUUACAAGACGAGCACGAUGUACAAGGCAUUCCUGCUGGUGCUGUUGGCAGGCGCCGUUCUAGCAGGAGGCCACGGCCGACUUCGCCGUCCCCUGAAAGGUUCGUCCAACAAGGCUCGUGCAGUGCGUGCAACCCAGAGCUUCCACUCCUCGGUUGUGGUUGCUUUCCAGCCAAGUGGUGCUGCCUACUUGCGGGAUGAAAUGACAGCAGCCUACAAUGACCUGAAGGCUAAAUCCGACGCUGCCAGGGCCGCUCUUCCAGGCUGUGAGCAGACAGUUACGUCCAAACUCCAGACGAACUGUGCCUCCUGUGUGAGACAACAGUGCAAGAACAAGGCUGACUCCUGUCGACCGGAUCUGUGGGAGGCUAUCGGUCAGAUGCUGGAGUCUGCGUUCAAUGAUGCUGCCAGUUUUGUUUGGAACGACGUCCUCCAUGUUGAAGACGUCGCCUCGGCUGUGGAAGAUUUUGCUGACGGCGCCUUGUCUUCGGUGUCCACUGCCAUCAAUCAAGCGGCAGGAACUGUCUGGUCAGGCGUGCAGAGUGCAGCUAACGUGAUAGUUGACGCUGGCGAGGAUCUUCUGAACGCCGCUGGUGACGUCGUGGACGCCGCAGGGAACCUGAUAAGCGAUGUCGGCGACGCCAUCGGAGGUGCUAUCGACAGUAUCGGGGACGCUAUCGGUGGUGUUUUUGGCGGAGGAUGGGGACGGAGGAAGAGAGCUGUCCGACCACGUGCUCGCCGUUCGGAUCCGACCUGCAGCGAACUGGAGAGUCAGCGUGAACAGGCGUGCCUGAAAUAUGCCGACUCGUCUGCUUGCCGCACAUCAUGCGAUGUGUCGUAUUUGCAAAGCGCAUAUUGUCCGACCUACAACUCUGCUGUGAGCGCUCUCCAAACCUCACAACAGCAGAAUGGCUGGAUAACAAAUGUCCCUCAAAACCAGGACUUCAUCAUCCAACAAAUCGCGGUGGACACCAACAACGUGAACAGUGCUGGCUCUUAUACCAAUGCGGCGGUGAAAGUGCGACUGUUUGGUGAUGAUUACACCU